This is a messenger RNA of Brassica rapa (field mustard), 9443 nucleotides long. Its product is annotated as probable L-type lectin-domain containing receptor kinase S.5. Gene Ontology annotation, molecular function: ATP binding; carbohydrate binding; protein kinase activity. The record is from RefSeq and is a predicted model, not a curated record. Gene Ontology annotation, biological process: protein phosphorylation. NCBI's taxonomy places the organism in Eukaryota, Viridiplantae, Streptophyta, Magnoliopsida, Brassicales, Brassicaceae.
AAGAGUUGUUAGGGCUUUACAGCUGAUUUUGAUGGAAACUAUGGACCACAAUAUAUAAACUAUAUAUACUAAUAAUAGCAGUUUAGAUCUCUAUAAUCUAAAUGUUCUUUUUUGCUACUUGUGAACUCUCUCCUCUUUUUUUAGUAGUUAGAUAUUAUGUUAAAUACCUUGAGCAUGUCUAAAGUUAUUCUUAGAUUACACCACGUUCAGUAUUCACGUUAAACAAACAUGCCUAUGAGUAUAUGUAUUUAAAUAGAUUUUUUUUAAACAUCUAAACUCAAUUAAAAAGUAAUAUCCAAAGUUCAAAAAGAACAAGUAAGAAAGAGAAAUAGAAAACAUAAACAAAGCACAAACACCAGAAAUAGAUAUUUAAAGUAUUAUUAUAAAUAAAAGGAAAAAUCAUCAUAUCAUAAGUAAAGUAUUUUCUAAAAAGAAAUCCGACCUGCCGGAAUCGAACCAGCGACCUAAAGAUUACAGCAACAACUACAGUCUUCCGCUCUACCAACUGAGCUAAGGUCGGUUUUGGUUAUCUUUUAUGUCAUCGUACACAAGAUAACUAUGUCACCCUUUCGUCAAAUAUGUGUCCGAAGCAGUACACUAACACGACCUCUCUCACCACCGACCGAUGCAUCUCCGUCACAAGUCACAUCCUCCAUGCCGCUAAAGCCUAAGGUUCAACCCACGUUCUGAGACUUCGUCCGAGACUCCUCCUACAUGUAAAUAUUCAUUAGCUUUCGUCCUCUCAUUAGCCUUAAGGUCUUCCUAUGUGGACAUAUCUCAGUUCCCCCUGUUCCUACCUGUUUAAAUCUUGUUGCUUUACUCCAAUGUUACUUCUUCAUCUUCUUGUAGAAGUUAUGGAGAAUCUGAGUCAUAAGAAUGACUUAAACUCUUACUGUCAGAGACUAAACACACCACUUCCAGUUUAUAACACUACAUUCGCAUGUACCGUUUCUGUCGGCGGAAAGACCUUUACCUCCUCCUCGAGUACAUUCACGAACCGUAGAUCAGCAGAGCAAGAUGCUGCUAAGCUUGCAUUACAAUAUCUACUCAAUGAGGAUACAUCUCCUACUACAAAUCUCCGCAAGCUCGUAUGUCAGGACAAAACACGUUGCAAGAUGAUAUUAAAUGAGUUUAUUGACAAGAUAGAGAUGGAAUGUGUAUAUGAGACAGUUCAAGUUGAAAUGGGUCAUGUGUUUGUUUCCUCUUUGGUACUAAACGGCACAUGUUAUAAAGGUGAAUGUGGUAAGAAUAAGAAAGAAGCUGAGCCACUAGCUGCACUUGCUGCUAUCCUCUCCCUUUUAGGUAACCACCUUUAUAUUCUCUUAAACAUCAAGAGACCAAUGGGACAUUUAUUUAUUUUUGUAUGUUUCAGUUUUAUUGACUAAUGAAUACUGUUAAAAAUGCUAUUAGAUGAUCCUACAUAUGCAACACAUAUUUCUGAGUUUAUCAACUCCAAGUUUAGUGCUUGUGAUUGUUCUGUCACCAGCAACGAGUUCAAGGCUACCACUUCUGAUGGUGAUGUAAUGCGCCCCUUACUCAGCAGGCCUUAUCGAUAAACUUACAUGCUAAUAGUAUAGGGGAGCAAGGGGGUUCUGGAAUCUUGGUCAGGAAGAAGAAGCAAGAUUUAGUAAGUUCACUGCCUCAGAUAGAGAACCAAGUCACCAAAACUUCACUGCCUCAGAUAGAGAACCAAGUCACCUAAACUUCACUGCCUCAGACCGAGAAGCAAGGUUGUCAUGGAGUCUUGUUGGGUGAUACACAAUGUGUGACUGGUCACCUUUCCUGGAGCAGUCACUAUAUCAAGGUGUUCUUAUGUACCUCUGCCAAUAAGUUCACCAUUAGUCUCAGAACUAAAACAUUAAAUCAAGUUGCCAGAGGCAACAAAACUCCCUUCUAAUCAAAUCGGUCUUCCAAUAGAGCUUUUGCGUGUUCCAGCAGCAGCAGACGGUCCGGGUAGUGAUUCGAGCUCUUCUAGAAAGAGGGAAGAAGAAAAUGAAGGCAAACAAGAGAUUGCCUAGAACUCCACCAUUAAUUUCAGAACCAAAACCUGUAAUUAAGCAAAUUGGUGUUCCAAGAGAGUGCCUGUUCCAGCAGCAGCGCACAAUCCUGGUAAAGAUUCGACCUCUUCUAAAAAGAGAAGAAAGAAGAACAACCAGAAGGCAAACAAGAGAAGGCGAGUUGAGAACAAAUAAGUUGUGAUAGCUCACUUAUUUUCUUGAGAUGGUCUAAAAGUAAUGGUCUCUUAAUUAUGUAUGGCAGGCUUACAGGCUGUACUGAUCUUCAUUCAUAGUGUAACAUUCUGAAACUUAACUUUGGUUUGAUACUUCGGACUUAGCAAGAUCACUAACGUGAAGGAUAGUGACAAAUGCUGGUGUUGGUUAAUAUUAGGUAUGGAAUUGGAGAUCUCUAUGAAAUGUUCUGGUUACGUAAGAUUGUAACUGCUGUGUUGUUAGCUUACGAGUUCAGAAUGUCAUGUAUUGUGUUCUUUUGUACUUUAAUUUUAUUAUCCGACAAAUAAUAUAACUUUUUCAAACGAAUCAUUUCAUCACACGCCAGAGUCAAGAUUGCUUUCCAACGUGCUCGCACAUUAUUACAGUGUGAGUAUUGCGACGUAUGAAUCCACAUUAGGCUCAUGCAUCUAAAGACUCCUACUGUUUUUUUCUGAUGGUUUUGGAUGUUCAUUCACCAUUCACUUCAUCUUCAUUAUAGACUUAUUGUUGGUGACUGAUGGAAAUCAUGAAACUGCAGCUGGAAAAGGAACGAGUUAGUGACAUUGUGUUGUUAUAGAAACGAUUUACAAUUUUCAACUUAAAUUUUUGUUUUAGUCGUCAUCAAUGCUAUUUUCUUGAUUUAAUAAUUUUGUAAUAUUAUUUUACAAAUUUAUUUAAGUUUGUGAAAAGUAUCUCAAACUCCGCCAUUAUUAUUCCUUUUCCAUCUUUAGUGAUCACAUCUCCACUGUUUUAGCCGAUCAGAUCCAAUUAUUCGAAAUCUUUUGAGCUCAUUCUCUUUGGUUUACACUUGAGAAUGUCAUUACCAACUCACAUGUGACUUUAAAUCCAAUAAUUCGUUAUGCUUUUGACUGUCCAAAUUAUUCUUUGAUUAUUUAUUCACUAUGGUUUUACCCAAUUUCUUUUUGAUUUAUACUUAGUCAUUAGUCAUGUGUUGCCACGUGUUGGUAUCCUAUUCCUAACGAUAUCGAAAUGUUAAUUUUCUAGUGGCCAGGACUCGAUUUCCGAUAGUUUCACCGUAUUGAACUGUUUGUCCUCAAGUUAAUCACCACCAUGCCACAAGUCCUGGUUUGUUUUGCCCAAUAUCAUUUUAUACUUACAAAGUUUCUUCAAAAUCAUCAGUGUUUUAUAAGUUUUCGUAGCAGUGCUCACUAAUCCAUUAUCCAACAAUCAACAUGCGUCGACGAUGAAGCGACAUAGUUAACGGUUAAUUAUUUUUCGAGUAUUCAUAAGUAAUUGCCUAAAACGGUAAUUUGGCAACAACAAAAAAUUUGUCUAAAACAAUAACAAUUUGAACAUGUUUACGUGCAUUUUUGCCGCGCAGGUGGAGGAGAUCAUGAGAUUUUGUUAUAAUGAUGAAAAAAUAAAAGAUUGUCAUUCCACCCUCUUUACAAUAUUCUUUUCCAGAAAAAAAAGAUGUAUCUAAACUUCUCAUGUUAUAGUACUCUGUAUUUCAAAUCAGAAUAAAGAUAUGGCAACCCUAUAUAUAUAUAUAUAUUUUUUUUUUUUUGAAAGAAUGCAACCCUAUUUUCUAAAAGAACUAGAAGAAAAAUUCGGUGAUUAUUAUACUGAUCUCCUUUCUCCAUUAUAAUCAACUUUGAUGCUGAGAGCGAAGCCAGUAGCAAGAUAAUCCCUUUGUUAUUAAAGGAGGAUCAUUGAUAAAAAUAAACCUUGACCUCAUGUGUUUAUUACAUGAGUGCCAUUUCUUAGGUGUCAUCACCACAUGCACUCUCACCAACUUUUUUUAAAAACCCUUUCUCAACUAGAAUAAUUACAAACAAAUGCCACUGGUCAUUACAUUAUACUAUAUGGUUUUCGGAUUUCAAAAAUAACUUUCGGAUUAUGUUUGUGGUAAGUCAUUAAUGCUUGAUUAAAUUUGGAUUCCAAAAAAAAAAACGGAGAUUUAACUAAGGCAGCAUAUUAACUCCUUCCUAAGAGAGACUUUAUGGUAUGUUCGAAAAUUUGGAAGUGUUUCAUUUAAAUAAGGCAACAAAAUACGGUUUGAUUGUGAGGCGAUGAUCAUGUGGUAAGUCAUUUACGCUUGAGUACAAUAUUUGAUUCUUUAAACGUGCUACAACUAAGUUAUUUACGGUUUGAAUUGAUUAUUUUAACAUACACGAAAGUUCAUAUCAUAACCUGUACGAAUGUUCAUAUCUAAUCUUGCAACAAAUAAAUCAUGUUUAUCAUAGUACUAAUAUCAAAUUGUUUAUCAUAAUGUUUAUAUCAUAACCUGUACGAAUGUUCAUAUCAAAUCGUUUUAUGAUAUUUUUGAUCCAGUUCAUCGAAAAUAACCAAUUAUGAUAAACACUUAAUGCUUCAAAAUGUUAAGGAAACACAGUUGAAUUGUUAAUGUAUUUAAGGAAACAAAAUUCAAAGAAUUGAAAUACUUUUCUUAAACGAUCGGAGAAUAUUUCUGAAAUAUAUUUUGCGUGACCAAGAGUGAUUUUUCUUACCUAUUUCACGUCCACACAUCACGCAAUUUAUAAAACAGGCAAGUUGUAUAUACGGUAUUAAUUUCCCAUCAUUAAUAUCGGUUUCAGAAAUAGACUUUGGCGAGGAAAUACAGACAUAGUAUUAUGUGUUUUACAGUGUUGGCAAAUUAAUUGGGGACAAGGUAAUCUAUUGUAUUUAUUGUAUAUACAAUAUAUAAUGAAAUGCUGAUAUUAUAUGUAUAUUUUGCUAAUAUUUUUCAUAUUUUAUAAUAAGGCCGACUUAAGAAGGUUACUAACAUUGAUGGGUUUUCCAAAAUUAUCUUCGAUUCCACUGGUGUUCCAGAAAUUGAUGUUUUACGAUUGAGGUAAUACAUGCAUUCACAUAUUUUGUUAAAUAAUGUUUUUAAUUUCUCAAGAUGAUCUCUUUGCUAUUGCUCAUAAUAGGAUUGCAAACGAAGACUUCUGAAGGCAUUAUUGACAAUAGUUAUUUUGUCUCUAUUUUUUAUUUUUUUUUGUUUUCUUAUACAUUGUUCCUUUUAUAUUUUAUUAGACUAUUGCUUAUGUUUCAUUUAAUAAUAUAUUUAUAAUUUACCCGCAUGCAAACAAAUAUACAAUUUAAUUUUAAAGUCCAUCGCAUAUAAAUUUAUAUUGACAUACUAAAAUUCUUAGCUAUAAUCCGUACUUUCUUACAUAUAAUUUUCUUACUAUGACUUUAACUUUUAUUAUGUCUAUAUAUUAAAAGUUAUAAUACUUUAAAAAAAAUUUCGCUCCGCGCAGGGUGCGGAUUAUCACCUAGUAUGCAUUAUAAUAAGAACAUGUUGUAGCUUUAACUGAAGCGUCACAUGUGAGCUUGUGCAAAGAAAAGUACCUCCUUAAAGAUGUAGGUUUUUGUAUAUUAUAUAGUAAUGUUCUUUAGCCAAAAAUAAAAUAAAAUGAAUCAGAAAGGAAAUAAGAAUAACUGAGAGAAUAUAACUGAUUGAAAGAAUAAAAUCAUAAUUCUAAAUCAUAUGCUUUCUGAAUAAAAUUUUAUUCAAGGAAUCCCCCUUAAGUGAUAUUUUGGAAUAAACCAUGUUUACACAACUUAAAUCUUCUCCUAAGUUUUUGGAAAUUCAUUUUACGACCAAAUAAAUCAAUCUGGAUUUUGAUAUGUAAUCCAAUAAAUUCUCUUAUUUGGCCAAUUUUUAACCAUAAAAUACUUAGCUAAUUACACACAAAUUUUCAAUUUUAAAUAUCCCAAUAUUUCAAUAAUAGUCACAAAUGUUAAAGGAUAUCUAAGAUUUGACGUUUUGUAUUUUUUCUUUGAUUUGAAAAGUCCUUGAGAAAUUUUCAAAACCUUAUAGUUUAUAUAGAUAUAUAUAAUACUAAACUUCAACUUAAUACUAUUCCAAAUAACACGUAACUGAGGAACAUGUAGAAGUAAUUUACUAAUUUGAAUAUGGUAAUACUAAUCCAAUAAUAAGCCGUUAAAUAUAUGGACAGGUCAACUUUUUUUUUUGUCGCUGUCCAUAUUACCAAUGCGACCAGAGAAUCAACAUUUAGCACAAUGACUUUUCUUUUUUGUUAUGGUUGAAUAUACUCCGUCCGUUUUAUUUUAAUUGGCUUUCUAAGUUUACGUAUACAAAUUAAUAAAACAUAUGAUUUUAUAUAUUUUCAAAAUAAAAAUGCAGUUACCUAUAUAUCUAAUAUUUCAACAAAUAGAAAAAUAAAGUGAAAAAUUUUAUUAAUAAAUUUUACAUUAAAACUUUAAAAGAACUUGAAACAAAAAAAAUUGCAAUUAAAUCGAAAGGAAAAAGUAUAACCACGUUUAUCCUGUUAAUGAAAAGCUAAAACCAAAUUUAUUUUAAUUCAUUAGUAUGACUCUGAUUUCGAGGAAGGUAUGGUGUUUGACGAUAAAGCUCCUUUGAGAAUAAUAAUAUAUAUAUAUUCCAUUAAAAACUACUUAUAUGUUUUAAUUUUGCUAACUCUGGAGCUGAGAACUCAAAAACACUCACAAAAUGAAAAACUCUCUAGCGUGCAAGCUCCUGUUCUUAGUUCUGAAUAUAGCUUGUAGGAUCAAGACACAAGUGAAAUGCUUGGAGUUCGAUUUCCCUACGUUUGAAGCAAGCAAUGACUCAUACUUGAUUAGAGUCAACUCAUACAUCGUCCUUGGAGCGAUCCAAGUGACUCCUGAUACCCGUGGCGGCUCCCUCACGAACCAUGCAGGCCGCGCUCUCUACAAUAAGCCUUUCAAGCUAUGGAACAAAGACAAGAAAGCUACGUUCAACACCACUUUCGUCAUCAACAUCUCCAACCAAACCGACCCUGGAGGCGAAGGCUUAGCGUUUGUUCUCACACCGGAGACGACCGCUCCUCAGAACAGCUCGGGUAUGUGGCUAGGUCUGGUCAACGAGACAACAAACAGAACUCUCGGGUCAAAGAUCGUUGCGGUUGAGUUCGACACAAGGAAGAGCCACCCGGAUGAUCUUGAUGGAAACCAUGUGGCUCUAAACGUGAAUAACAUCAACUCUGUUGUUCAAGAAUCCUUGACCGGACGAGGAAUCAAGAUCGAUUCUGGUGUGGACUUUACCGCGCAUGUGCGGUAUGAUGGUAACAAUCUAUCGGUUUAUGUCUCAAGAAACAACUCGGAGGUAUAUAAUCAACGAAACUUAGUGUUCUCUAGGGCUAUAGAUCUCUCAGCUUCUCUUCCAGAGACGGUUUACGUUGGAUUCACGGCAUCAACAAGCAAUUACACGGAGCUGAACUGUGUCCGGUCAUGGAGUUUUGAAGGUCUACAGAUAGAUGGAGAUGAAAGCAAGUUAUGGGUUUGGAUUAUUGUCCCUAUUGUGUGUCUUGUUGUAAUAGGAGCUAUCUUAGGGUUACUGUUCUUGAGAUCUAGGUCAAGGGCAGGGGAAACAAGCCCUGAUAUAGAAGCUGAGCUAGAUAACUGCGCGACGAACCCUCAGAAGUUCAAGCUGAGAGAGCUGAAGAGAGCAACAGGGAACUUCAGCCACGAGAACAAACUCGGACAAGGCGGGUUUGGGAUGGUGUUUAAGGGGAAGUGGGAGGGUAGAGACAUAGCUGUGAAGCGAGUCUCCGAGAAAUCUCAUCAAGGGAAGCAAGAGUUCAUAUCCGAGAUCACGACAAUCGGUAGCCUGAACCACAGGAACCUGGUGAAGCUGUUGGGAUGGUGCUACGAGAGGAAGGAGUAUCUUCUUGUUUACGAGUACAUGCCUAACGGAAGCUUGGAUAAAUACAUUUUCUUGCAAGGCAAGUCAAGAUCAAACCUAACUUGGGAGACAAGGAAGAACAUUAUAAGAGGGCUAUCACAAGCUUUGGAGUAUCUUCACAACGGAUGCGACAAGAGGAUACUUCACAGAGACAUCAAAGCGAGCAACGUGAUGCUAGACUCAGAUUUCAACGCGAAGCUCGGCGAUUUCGGGCUUGCAAGGAUGAUACAACAAAGCGAGAUGACGCACCAUUCGACAAAGGAGAUCGCUGGAACGCCAGGGUACAUGGCUCCAGAGACUUUCCUCAACGGGAGAGCGACUGUUGAGACAGACGUCUAUGCCUUCGGAGUUCUAAUGCUUGAAGUAGUCUCUGGCAAGAAACCGAGUUACGUGUUGGACAAGGAGAACCAGAGCAAUUACAACAACAGCAUUGUGAACUGGCUGUGGGAGCUAUACAGAAAUGGAAACAUUAUGGAUGCAGCUGAUCCGAGAAUGGGAAGUUCGUUUAAUGUAGAUGAGAUGAAGAGCGUUUUGCUCUUAGGACUAGCUUGUUGCCACCCGAACCCGAACCAAAGACCGUCCAUGAAAACGGUCUUGAAGGUCUUGACGGGUGAGACCAGCCCACCAGAUGUGCCUACAGAGAGACCAGCUUUCGUGUGGCCAGCCAUGCCACCAUCGUUUAGUGACGUUGACUACUCUCUUACAGGGAGUCAGAUUAAUUCAGUCACUGAGCUAACUGGCCGGUGAUACUAGUUUGUUCAUCAAGAAUUCAUUUUAUUUUCCUACUCAUCUAAAUAGUGUAUUUUUGAAUCACGCUUUUCAAUUCAUCCAUUUGAAAACAUAUACUAUGAAAGUAUAUUUUGGAAUAUUUAUUAACUACAUGUUGUAACUACGGGAGUAAAAUAUAUAAUAAAUGUAAAAAAAAAACACUUUCUUUUAAGAGAAGAAGAGACUGAACUUGGAAGGUCCAACGGUAUGAGAGAAACCUUUAAUAGAUAGCUCAGGAACAGUAGCUUUCUCCACCAUAAGAAGCUCAUUGUCUAUGAAUAUCACAGCCACCGUUAUAUCAUCAUGAAAGAAUCUCCUAACUCCUCUCUCCACUUUCUUCAAAUCAUCGUACAUCAUCCCUUUCUUCUUCGCCGCUAUGUUCAUUGCUCUUCUCACCAGCAUUCUCGCUAUUCCCUGUGUGUUUCUUACAUCAGUACUGUGAUUCACAAAAUAUAAAGCAAUAUAUUCUAACAUUCUAAAUCUUUCUUUAAAGAGACGUACGGGACGAGGAUGUUUAUGCACUAUCUCUACAGCUUGCUGGUUGCUCACGUGCUCCCAGAGUCCAUCUGAUGCGAAUAUCACAAACUUAUCGCUUGUUUGUAAGACUCUUGUGUAGACGCAAGGCUCUGCUGAUAGAACCGGUCUUUGUAGCCCUUCAGGGAGAUGGAAUCGUGGAAACGAAGGACCAAGAGAGAACUCUGGGCGCUUCAGGUACGCAUCCCCUAUUGAUCUAGAUACCUGCACCAAAUGGAACAUAUAAGCCAUGUAUUGCCUGAUUUGAGAUUUUGAGGUAAACAUUUACAAAAAAA